GCGGGACGCGGCCUCGGCGGGGCCCGGGCCGGACGGCUGCGGACAGCCAGGCGCCGGCGAGCCGAGCGCCGCCGCCUCCGGCAUGGAUCAGUGCGUGACGGUGGAGCGCGAGCUGGAGAAGGUGCUGCACAAGUUCUCCGGCUACGGGCAGCUGUGCGAGCGCGGCCUGGAGGAGCUCAUCGACUACACGGGUGGCCUCAAGCACGAGAUCCUGCAGAGCCACGGCCAAGAUGCUGAAUUAUCAGGGACACUUUCACUUGUUUUGACGCAGUGCUGUAAGAGAAUAAAGGAUACUGUUCAAAAGCUGGCCUCGGACCACAAAGACAUCCACAGCAGUGUUUCUCGGGUUGGAAAAGCCAUCGAUAAGAAUUUUGAUUCUGACAUUAGCAGUGUGGGAAUAGAUGGCUGCUGGCAGGCAGACAGCCAAAGGCUUCUCAAUGAGGUGAUGGUGGAGCACUUCUUCCGCCAGGGGAUGCUGGACGUAGCGGAGGAGCUCUGCCAGGAAUCUGGUCUUUCUGUAGACCCAAGUCAGAAAGAACCAUUUGUGGAGUUAAAUCGAAUAUUAGAAGCAUUAAAAGUCAGAGUGCUGAGGCCUGCUCUGGAGUGGGCAGUAUCAAACCGUGAAAUGCUCAUAGCCCAAAACAGCUCCUUGGAGUUUAAGCUGCACCGACUGUACUUCAUUAGCUUAUUAAUGGGUGGAACUACCAAUCAGCGAGAGGCAUUGCAGUAUGCCAAGAAUUUCCAGCCAUUUGCCCUAAAUCAUCAAAAAGACAUUCAGGUUUUGAUGGGAAGCCUUGUGUACCUGAGACAAGGGAUCGAGAACUCGCCGUACGUUCAUCUGCUUGAUGCAAACCAGUGGGCUGACAUCUGUGACAUCUUCACACGGGAUGCCUGUGCCCUCCUGGGGCUCUCCGUGGAGUCCCCUCUCAGUGUCAGUUUCUCAGCAGGUUGUGUGGCGCUGCCAGCUCUAAUUAACAUCAAAGCCGUGAUCGAACAGAGGCAGUGCACUGGAGUUUGGAACCAGAAGGACGAAUUACCUAUUGAAGUGGACCUUGGUAAAAAGUGCUGGUAUCACUCUAUUUUUGCCUGUCCCAUUCUUCGUCAGCAAACAACAGAUAACAAUCCACCCAUGAAACUGGUCUGUGGUCACAUUAUAUCAAGAGAUGCCCUGAAUAAAAUGUUUAAUGGUAGCAAGUUAAAAUGUCCAUAUUGUCCAAUGGAGCAAAGUCCGGGAGAUGCCAAACAGAUAUUUUUCUGAAGAAGUAAUUUUAAUUUGCAAUUUGUAAGUGAAACUGAGUUGUGGGUGCAUUUCAGAAGAGAACGUUCCAUUUAUCGCAGCUAACCAAGGACUCCAUGUUGAUAUAAGCUAAAGCUCCAGAGUCGUUGCCAACACUUAGUGUGUGCACACCGGGGCAGUGCUCCCGGUGGAUGCUAGCAUAGGGCUUUAUUAUAUUCUUGGUCUUCAUUUCUGAUCAAGUAAAUACACCAGCAGUUGUCAUUCAAGGCAGGUUUUUGUACUUAAUUAUAUGGUGAUUUUUUUACUUUUUAAGAGCAGAAACAGAAAUUGACCUUCCCACCAUGUGUGGAAUAUUUCCCUUGCUUUCACUUUGGUCAUUUUCUUGAUAAUUGUAAGCCUUGAGAGAGUUUGUGGAAACACUUUAUUUCCUGAUAUGUAUAUGUAACUAAAUGAAAAUUAUUCUGAAAAAGUUUGAUCAAUGGAAUUGUGGAUAUAAAACUAAUUUGCAUUUUUUUUUGCUUAAGGAAGAAAGCUGUGAUAGAUUCCAAAUUUGCUUUUUGAUGUUUUCCUCUGCUCCAGCUCUCACCACGAAGUCCGCACACCUGCAGUUGAGCUCUGCAGCCCCGCAGGCUGCCUGUUUACAGUUCCAUCAUGGAUUUGGCAGGCUGGUGUGAGAAGUCUUCCACUAGAACACAGUGGAAGGAGUAUUAUGGGUUUGUUUUUUUGUUUUUUUUUUUUUUUUUUGGUGUAUUUUUUUUUUUUUGCUUUUAUUGCCAAGAGGUGCUUGUUUUAAAAGUGUGUUCAAUAAAAUGAAAUUCUCGAGUUAGAAGUGUUCUUCAGUUGAUACACGCUCUCUUGGUCUUGGUCGCCCUGCUCGCUGAAAUCUGCCUCCGGGACGUGGCUGGCUGUGGCCAUCUUGUCUGUCGUUGCAGACACAGUGUUGUGCGUGUGUGGAUACACGUGUGUGCACCAGCAUCGAGCAUCGUGCAUCUGGAAGGGAAGCAGUGUGUUCGGGCCUGACGUGCAGUUAGCAGAGCCAUCGCUCUGCGUCCCUCAAGUUUAGCGGCUUGCAGAUUGUCAGUAGGGCUUAUCUGUUUAUUGCCACUUUUGUAUCUGAAUAGCUUCCUGUCCGAUGCGUCUCUCCUGCCUAGCGUAUCAUCUCAUUGACUGUGAAUCUGUGUAGUAUUCUCGUGGGUUCAGAUAAUGAACUUUUUCCUCUUGCGAGGGAUGCUCAUUUAAUGCACUGUCCAGAAAUAGCCGUGUGUACGAAUCCUUCUCUGUACGAUAAACUGCACGGAGAAGACUUCUGUGGACUUAAUUCUGACUCGAACUCGCGAAACUGCUUCGUUGUGAAAGAAUGUUACAUGGGAAUCACCAAGUGUGUUGCAGCUUGACUUCACCUGCCACGGAGCUGACCAUCAAGACACGGAGAAAACGAAGCCGGAAGAAAACACAGAACAAAGAGAAAUGUGGUGCUUCCCACUCUGGACCACAGAGGGGCUGACUCUGAGGGAGAGCGAACAGAUGCGGGGCUCGGCUGGCAGCCGGGCGGCGGCAUUUGCGGUGGUCCCCGAGCCUGGGUGGUGCAGCCUGCAGCUUCCCUGGGAGAGCGGGGACUUCUGGAGAGCGCUGCCUGGGGCCGUGUGCUGUGUAGGGCAGCCCACCGUCCCCACUGGCCCGACCCAGAGGGCCUGCUUUGUCCCAGCGCCGGUCUGGCCCCAUAGCCGGUGGCCUCUGCCGUGUGUUUCUUCCCAGUUGGAACCCUCUGGAAAGGUCUCCUGUCUCCACUAAAGCUAGACACGCCCCCGGACUGCUGAGAGAGUUCCAGGCAGCACUCUGCUCACAGUGGAAAAUGGCUUCUUAUAUAAAUUUUUAUUCCUUUUCAUUAAAACUUUACCUUUUUAAAGCAAAACAAGCCCUCUUCCUGCCUAGGUCAGAUUUGGCUAUCUUUGCAGCUUAUUCCCCCAUUUCCCCCUCGGAUGCCUGCGACUGUCAGGUGUCUAAGGGAGGUCUGAACGAAGCAGACGUGCAAGGAGGCCGGGGCUUUGGUUCGCAGCAGGCAGACACCUGUCCCAGUUGGCUCGGGCCACUUGUGAGGACAAAAGCCAGAGCUCUGCUUUGUCCCUCUCCCAGGGCUGGGAGUCGACGGUUUUCUGUGCAACGCCCAAAACUUGGAGAGGGAUGUGCUGUAACCGGAGCGUGUGACUUCUCAGCUUCCUGCGUAAGCUCCUGCCAGCCCAGUGGGCAGGGAGAGGGCCAGCGAAUGGGACCCUCUUGAUCUGACCGCGUAACGUGCAGAUGACAUUGUGCGACCUUCAAGUGCGUGGACACGGAGUUUGCCAGAGACUGCUGGCGCAGGAGAGGUGCGUUUGAAGGGGCCGCACCUUAACCAAAGAUGCCGCGGCACAGCACCCUGCCCUCCCCACUCGCGUGCCACCUGGUUGCACAGCGGCCGACAGGCGGGUCAGCACAGGAGGACACGGUCCCCCUCGCUCUGCCUCCACAUGUGGAAGGUGAGGACGGACACGAGGUUUAUCACAGAUUACUAACAGGAAAGACGCAUCAAGAGACACUGCAGGGCGGUUUCUUCGGGAGCCAUUUCCCACUGACCAGUCCUGGACAAAGGCCACGGGGAACUGUGCUCCACCCGUGAAGCUCACGAGCAGAUCUUCGGGCUCUGACCCAGCCAGAGCGCCUGUGUCUUCAGGGACGGUGUUUACAGUCCCAAGGUUGUCCCGCCAUCUUUCUUUCUCCUCUGUGUGAUCAUCUGAGACUCCUAGUUACAUCAGCGAACGGGUAUUGGUGCCUCUUCACGGAGAAACUUUUCAAAGAGAAGAGCCGCCUCUUAUGCAUAGGAUAUGUAUUUUGUGUGUAUGCGCGCAUUUAGCUGAAACUACGAGAGUUAGGAAGUAAAUCUGUUCUGAUCUUUUUUUCUGUAGCAGCUCGUGUAUACGGAGACACUAAAACCCACACCAGGUUCUGUGGGCAAUGAGGAUCCUUGUUUUCUCUCCAGUGGCCCCGCGGGCUCCGCAGUUGAGUUCAGUGUUCUUUAUGCUGUGAGCUCCUUCCACCUCAGUGGCGACAGCCUUUGGGACCGUGGGUAUUGCAAAAACCAAGAACUCUUGGUUAUCCGCACAAGACAAGCUGCUGGUCGACUACGUUAGCCCUCGGGUUUUCCAGCUCAACCUCUGAUAAAGUGGACUGACAGCCACGCUGGCCCCGCUGUGCGGUCAGCCAACUCAGGUUAUUUUCAGGGAAGGUAUGGAGGCAUGGUUUGGUUAGUUUCAUCACUAGGACGUGUAAGGUAAAGACACAAACCAAAUACCUUUCAUUGCGUAGCUCUGUGUACAUGAUCCUUGGUGACACUAGAGUGCCGUGGUCUCGGGAGGCUGUUCUAGCGAGGAACACCCGGCAGGGCUGGUGUUCCCCAAGCCUCUCCCGCCUGGCGGGCUUCAAGUGGUACGCUAGUGUUUACCAUGAGCAGGUACAAGCUCCAUGAACUUUUCUUACUGAACUCGAAUUGAAUAGAUACCAAAAAUAGAAUGACAAGCGUAUUUUAAUAGCAGGAGAGGCAGUUAGUCUUAGGGUGAAUUUCCCACUGUUGAUUUUACUUCAAGACAUAAGCAAGAGAAAGUUUUGUUUUUUUGAGACAUUUUCCCACUGCGGUUCUAGACUGUCGUGGGCACAUGCUUCACUGACUUCCUAAGAGGCACAGGCAGCUGGCAUUGGCUUCUGCCGCACGCUGUGUCUCACGGUGUGGGUGAGGACCUGCACUCUGUCUGUCUGUCUGUUUUCCAGCCAUCACCUGACCACCUCCAGCAAGGCCAAUGUGGGGUUCACUAAGAGUUAGUGCCUGAUCUUUUCUUUUGGGAAGGGGUGGGAGUGAAUGUAUCCGGGAUGGGAGGGAAGCAGAAGAAACUGGGAGCGUGAGUGAGUGUGCCUGUGUCUGAAGUUCACCGUGACCCCCACUUGUGUCGCGCCCAGCACAGGGGUUGAGUAUAUUUUGCCAUGACUGCGUGUGCAUGUAUUUUUUUCCUCCUCCGUGUUUUUUACACUCACACUAAAAGGAUUCAUCCAAUCAUCUUGUUCAGAUGGCUCAGGAUUGUAUUUCUUUGGCUUACCCUGUGCUCUUGGGUUCGAUAAUAUUUCUAUAAUUAUGUAAUAAGAAUAGUGUUGCACUGUAAUCUAUCAUAUAGAGCUAUAUGUAUGGAAAAUUUUGAUCAGUUUUUUAAGAAAUGUAUCCUGUUUGCAAAGGCACAAUAAAGUUGCAUCUUAUAGACUAUAGGCAAUAAAGCUAACAAUAAACCUUAUUUAACACAGA
Messenger RNA from Lepus europaeus (European hare), 5558 nucleotides. RefSeq names its product required for meiotic nuclear division 5 homolog A (gene RMND5A). Gene Ontology annotation, biological process: proteasome-mediated ubiquitin-dependent protein catabolic process. The transcript is spliced from 9 exons. The record is from RefSeq and is a predicted model, not a curated record. Bases 83 to 1258 code for a protein of 391 amino acids. Lineage: Eukaryota; Metazoa; Chordata; Mammalia; Lagomorpha; Leporidae. Gene Ontology annotation, molecular function: protein binding; ubiquitin protein ligase activity. Gene Ontology annotation, cellular component: cytoplasm; nucleus; GID complex.